AGCAUGGUUCUCCACAGAGCCAUUCAGGCCACUCGAGAGGGGGAUGUGGAGGCUCUGAAGGCCUUGCAUGUGUCCGGAUAUCUCAGUCCGACCAUCACAGAUGCCCAGGGAGCUUCUCCCGUCCACCACGCCGCCCGCUGUGGGCAACUGGACUGCCUGGAGUUUCUGGUGAACGAAGGUCGUUUCCUCUGCCACACCCGCACGAAGAAUGGUGCCACGGCCGCCCAUGAUGCUGCUGCCACCGGGCACGUCCGGGAGCUGCAGUGGCUGCUACGACAGAAGAAGUGUGGGAUUGAGGAUCGUGAUGGUGAGGGAGCGACUGCCCUGCACCUGGCUGCCCGGUUUGGCCAUGCGGAGGCAGUACAGUGGCUGUUGUUUGAGGGAGGAAGCACAGAAGCAGAGACAGAUUGUGGAGCUCGACCUGUCCAUUACGCUGCAGCCAGCGGAGACCUCACUUCCCUCAAACUGCUCAUGUCCUGCUCCCCACGAUGUGUGGACUGCCAGACAGGAACUGGAGCCACUCCACUGUAUCUGGCCUGUCAGGAGGGGCAUCUGCAUGUGGUUGAAUACCUGGUGAAGGACUGCGGUGCAAAUGUCCAUGUACAGGCCAAAGAUGGCAUGAGUGUGUUGCAUGCAGCUGCCCACAUGGGACACUAUGCCCUGGUGGUCUGGUUGGCCUCCUUCACAGAUCUGGAUCUGUCCUGUCAAGAUAAGAAUGGAGCCACAGCACUGCAUUUCGCUGCUAGCGAGGGCCACCAUCGCAUUGUGAAGCGUCUUUUACUGAUGGGAGCAAAGGUCCUGAAAGACCACUGGGGUGGGACCCCCCUACAUGAUGCAGCGGAGAAUGGAGAACUGGAGUGCUGCCGAGUGCUGCUGAAUAAUCACAUCAGUCCACUGGAGAGAGAUUCUGAUGGGUAUACUGCAGUGGAUCUGGCAGAAUACAAUGGCUGUCAUGACUGUGCCAACUUCCUCCAUGAUGCUGAUGCCCACCAGUCUGCAGAUAUUGUUCUCAUAGAGGAGGAAAGGACCUUGUUUAGCACACCUGACCCCUACCAGGACAUUAAGGACCUGUCCUGUGAACUUGGACAUUGUGGCAGGAUGGAAAAUAGCAAGCCGGUGAAUGAAGUCCCUCCCCAGCCUCGUUCCUCUCUACCAUACCCGGAUGACACAUCCACAUUACCGGCCACCUCACAAGAUAAGAGAGCUGGAUCUGGAACCAUACAGCAUAUGCAAGUGGCCUCUACAGUUGUAACUUCAUUCAACUUGAGGAAACACCUUGAGGAUGAGGAUGCACUUUUAUCCCAAAAGACAAUGAGGUCGCUGAAACAAGCAGGAAUCACUGCAGUCUUCACUGGACAAACAAUAAAUAAAGUACAGAGUGGAAUUGUACCACUUGCAACAUUGGAGGCAAAUCUUGCUGACAUUGAUUCUCUGAUCCCAACUCAUGACGAGAACGGGAAGCCCAUUGCUGAAUGGAAGAGGCAGGUUAUGGUGCGCAAGCUUCAAGCUCGACUGCAGGACGAAGAUGUCCUCAGCAGAAAUGACAACAGCAACCAACACACUGAGGUGGAUGGCUGGAGGUAUUCCCAAGUCCACAAUGUCAUUUUGGGCCCCUUUGGAGAACUGCUUACUGAAGAUGACCUGCUCUACUUGGAGGGACAGAUUGAAACUAUCUCCCUUCAGAAACGAUGCCAGGCCUAUGAACUAGAGCUUGCCCGACUGGCAGAGGAACUCAGGACCAUCCUUCCUGCACCCAUCGUUAAUAUCACCGUCAACACCCAGUACCAGCAGCUCCCAGACAUGGAGGAAUCUUUGCCUCUUUCUGCUUGGUACAAUCGUAUCUCAAAUAUAGUAAAGAGCAUGUCAAACCUCCUGACCAACCUCUCAGAAACAAAUGGUGAAGAUGGGAUCAGUAAGAUGCCAAACACGGAUCUGACAUCAGUCUGCACCUACCAGCCAGAGAGGCAAAGUUCAGUCAAAGGACGAAGGCAAAAGGUGGAAAUGGAGAUCCAGCAAUCAGGAGUUUCUGUGAAAAAUUUGAGGUCCAACUUUGAGGGUCAGAUAGGAAACAUCUACCCAUUUUCUGGGCUUUCAAACAACACAUCAGACACAAGGCAGCAAAAACUGACUACAUCAACAAAUCGUAAGGAGCAGCAAAUUGGGACAACUCAAAGCACUGACAUAAAUCACAUUAAUGACAGUGCCAUAAUAUGCCAGCAGGUACCGGGCAAGGAUGCAAAUCAAGUGAUGGAGACCACCUGCUUGCGGAAGGAGCGUAUUGUUGUUCUCUUUUUGAGCCACUGGAAAAGGUCUGCGUAUGCAAUAUCAAUGCGAACCAAGAUGAAACAAGAGAUUGGCACUCUUACAGGAGAAGGAAUAACAGCUCCAGUCUCCAACCCAGGAAACAGAUCACUGUAUGAUCUUUAUAGGCAAAGAACCACAAUAGACAAAAUGAUUGGCAACUGGAAGCGCAUCGCCUCAGGGGUCCCUACACGACAGAUCCGGAGCCUCCAAAGGAAGCGCGUGACAUACUCGCCCGAGCAGUUUCUUCCUCGUGUGGAUGGCGCUCCUGUUGCUUACGACAGCCUAACCCUUGACCUGUUCAUGCUCGGCUAUUUUCACAUUCUUGAGCAGGACCUCCCAGCUGAGGAGCGCAAGAUGAGGCACCUGCUUUGCUUUGAAGUGUUCGAUCACGUAGGGAAAUUUCCCUGGAACAUGGUCCGAGACUUCCACCUGACCGUCCUCAGGGAGAUUGAGGCUGGGAGACGUGAGUGGAAAGAUGGUUUUGAGGACAUCAAAAUGCAAUAUUUUGGGAAAAGAGAAAAUGGGAUAUCUAAGGAAUCCGUGAAUAAAUCUUGUGCUGGGGUUAAAGCUGUGCCGCAGGUUAUCAUCGAGAAUACUGUAUCAACUGAUGGAGGACAUUCCACUAGAGAUGGAAGCAAUGAUUUCUCAGUGUUUAGCAAUGAUGAAAUUUGUAAAUAUAUUGAUCGUAGUUUCACCUUCUGGAAGGAGAAAGAAGCAGAGUUGUUUGAUUUUUGAGAUUUUUGAAUGCAGUGAUGGUUUAUAUUGUAUGUGAACACAGUAUAAUUGAGAAUUAUUUUGAAUGCAACAUAAUUUUGAGGCUUUUUGAAUACAGAUAAAUAAAGGAUAAAAAAGAUGUUUGUUAUAUAAUAAAUUAUGUUAAUUAAGUACUUUAUAAUGUAGCAUUAGGUAAAAUGUACCUUUUAUAAAUAAACACCAUGAUUACACAAUGACAAGAAUCUGGCCAAAAGACUAUUACAGCCACAUGCAUUCCACAAAUUUUGAUGUCUGCCCUUUCUCUUUUAUAAAUAAACCACUGUUUUGUUUGAA
This is a messenger RNA of Carassius carassius (crucian carp), 3351 nucleotides long. RefSeq names its product espin like b (gene espnlb). Lineage: Eukaryota; Metazoa; Chordata; Actinopteri; Cypriniformes; Cyprinidae. The transcript is spliced from 10 exons. Gene Ontology annotation, biological process: actin filament bundle assembly. Gene Ontology annotation, molecular function: actin filament binding. The record is from RefSeq and is a predicted model, not a curated record. Gene Ontology annotation, cellular component: cytoplasm. The coding region runs from base 4 to 3039 and encodes 1011 amino acids.